Biomphalaria glabrata is the source of this 2391-nucleotide messenger RNA. RefSeq lists its product as uncharacterized. NCBI's taxonomy places the organism in Eukaryota, Metazoa, Mollusca, Gastropoda, Planorbidae. Bases 1469 to 1984 code for a protein of 171 amino acids. The transcript has 4 exons. The record is from RefSeq and is a predicted model, not a curated record.
UUACAGACAGUCGAAAACAAAUUAUAGGACUUAUGAAGGAGUACAAUCAACAUCAGAUAUUUUUGUCUUUACAGACUCCCAAUCAACUCUGCAAGUACUUAAAAGCAGCACCUAAAAACAGCCCAAGAGAGUUGACAACACUGUGAUAAUCCAUCAGAUGAUGCCAAAAUUAAAUAUCAAUAUCACACUACAGUGGAUCCUUGGACACAUUGGCAUCAUGGGAAAUGAAAAGGCAGACAAACUAUCAAAGGCAGGAUAAUCUAUGGAACAACCAGAUAGACCUGUUAACGACCUCACCCUAAGGUCAAAGUUAAUCAACAACCACAAAGAGGAGUGGCUCAACCAAUGGGCAACAGGAAACACAGGCAGAGUCAUCCACAAAGAAAUGACUAUGCCUAACAAACUGGACAGUAUUAACUUUCUCCCUCGCAAAGAGCAAUCUACAAUCUUCCAACUAAGAACAUGACACACAGCUCUGUUAAAUUACCAUCUUAACAAAAUAAAUUCCAUACAACUCCCUCUUUGUAGACACUGCGCCCACCCUUAUGAAACCGUAAACAAUAUAAUCUUUGAAUGCCCAUUCCUAAUCCAUCUUAGGCAGACCCUACUACCACUACAGCCCAACAUAACCAACACCCUGUAUGGUAGUGCUGGACAACUGAAGAAAACGGCACACAAUUUUUCCUUGGCACAGUCUGCAAAAGAGCUGACAGCUCAGCAGAAAAAGGGGGCUAGAAGAAUGUUUGGUUAUGUCCUCUAAAAAAAAAUCAGACACAAGGUCAUAUAUCAUUCAGUAACGUUUUUCUACUAUUUCUGAAUGUCAAUAAUGCUGUUGAAUUCCUGAUGCUUUUAUAUGCAGGUUCUCGAAAUUAAUAUGUGUAUAUUGAGUAGAUAAACAUUGAAAAUGCUUGCUUUUAACAAUAUUUUCUAUUUAAAGAGAAAAAUUUUAUAAAAAAAUAAAAAGACUUCGGCCUUCAUUUUCCCCCUGUGGGCCCCGUUAAAGUAUAAUUGAAUAGGACAGUAAUAAGGGAACCUAGAGUGCAUUUUUAGCAAAGCGUAGGCCCAAAUUAUCUAUUAUUGAUUAGAAGAAAUUCCGACAAUCAAUAAAUCGAUAUUUUAACUUUAUUUUGCUAGAUCUAGUUUAGCCUUCACCACCACAAAUAUUUUUUACUUGUUUCCUUAUAUAACUUGUCAUGGGACUAGCUACUGAAUGACAGAAAACGUCAUCGUAUUAUGUUGAACGACAAGUAUUGAUUUCGUCAUCAAUAAACGGUAAUGCUAAAAAUAGAGUAUUAUCAGAUUCUUAUAUUUACACCUUAACGACCACACACACGUCCGGGCAGUUUUACACACAUACAACCAACCAAAGACACACUCUCUCAUUUCUGCGUGCAGAAAGUUUGUGUUGACAAAGAACGAUGGGUGUGAAAAGAUCAAGGCUUGCUUGAACUCAAGUGUCUCAAUAAGUAUGUGGAAGUCUGUUUUUCUAGGACUGUGGCUUAUCAUUGUAUUUGCCCAACGUGUUAGAAGUAAAACUUGUGACUCAAGCUCUGACAGCUAUACAGAGUUAGAGUGUAGUGAUGACUGCUGUGGGGAUGAAAACGUGAUCUAUUGCUGCAGUUCCACUUCAACUACUGCCAUUGUUAUUGGUACUCUGGUACCCUCUGUGAUUGGAGGCAUGUUUUUUAUCAUUGGUAUCUGCUAUUAUAAAAAGUUGUAUUGCUUCAGAAAUCGCAUAGUGCAUCCUGAAAGAGCGAGUAGUACAUCUACAAUAGGUACCCAAGUCCGUCCCAUCACUCCAACAGAUAAUCCGGCACAUCAAUCUUAUCUCAUUGUUUCGAACGGUACAGGUGAAGAGUGGCAGAUGCCUACACUAAAAUAUCAAGACCCUGCAUAUCCUGGAAAGGAGCCAGCUAUUUCGUAUCCAGCCCCAUCCUACGAAGAAGUUGUUCAGCUUCAAGAGAAACCAACGGUCACGUCCUGACAUACAUUUGUUUAGAUGGUUUCUUUCGUUAGAGAUUGAAUCACGUGUUCAAAUGAUUGUUUGUACCACUAGAGAUUGAAUCACGUGUUCAAAUGAUUGUUUGUACCACUAGAGAUUGAAUCACGUGUUCAAAUGAUUGUUUGUACCAAUAGAGAUUGAAUCACGUGUUCAAAUGAUUGUUUGUACCAAUAGAGAUUGAAUCACGUGUUCAAAUGAUUGUUUGUACCAAUAGAGAUUGAAUCACGUGUUCAAAUGAUUGUUUGUACCACUAGAGAUUGAAUCACGUGUUCAAAUGAUUGUUUGUACCACUAGAGAUUGAAAAUAUGUGUGUACAUAAUUGUUGUUAUUGAUAAAUCCAGAGAUUAAAAGUGUAUGCACAAAAUGAUAGCUUGAGCGUAGUUUUGAAA